Molecule: messenger RNA, 1977 nt
Organism: Acanthopagrus latus (yellowfin seabream)
Lineage: Eukaryota; Metazoa; Chordata; Actinopteri; Spariformes; Sparidae
Product: cytochrome P450 4A6
Exons: 12
Coding region: 97-1644 (515 amino acids)
Molecular function (GO): iron ion binding; oxidoreductase activity, acting on paired donors, with incorporation or reduction of molecular oxygen; heme binding
Source: RefSeq, a predicted model, not a curated record
CACACAUGAGCGCCUUUGCUGAGUUGCGCUGUUGAUCAUCCAGCAGGAAUCCUCUCUCCAGCUCUCUCCUCCGGCCCCGUUACAGGCACCGCAGUCAUGGAGUUCACCGAAGCCUUGGCGAAACUGCAGCCGUGCUGGCCUCGCAUGCAUCACUUGUUUGCCUUACUUUGUCUCGUGGCCGUCGUCUACAAAUUGACCACCCUGCUCGUCAAACAGAGGGACACGAUCCGCGGCUUUGCAGCUUUUCCGUCACCACCUUCACACUGGCUCUUUGGACAUGUUUUCGAGUUUAAACAAGAUGGGACAGACCUGGACACAUUAUUGAAAUGGGCAGAGCAGUACCCUUAUGCUUUCCCGUUGUGGUUUGGUCCCUUUGUUUGUAUCCUCAACAUUCACCAUCCAGAUUACGUGAAAGCCAUACUGGCAACAGCAGAGCCCAAAGAUGAUCUUGCAUAUAGGUUUCUUGAGUCUUGGAUUGGGGAUGGCUUAUUGGUGUCGAAAGGUCAGAAGUGGUUUCGUCACAGAAGGCUCCUCACCCCAGGUUUCCACUAUGAUGUUUUGAAACCGUACAUAAAACUGAUGUCCGAUUCUGCAAAAACUAUGUUGGACAAGUGGGAGCGUUAUGCAAACACCGACAAGUCCUUUGAGUUGUUUGAACACGUGAGCCUCAUGACACUGGACAGCAUCUUGAAGUGUGCCUUCAGCUACGACAGCAACUGCCAGACCGAGGGUGGAACAAAUGCAUACAUCAAAGCAGUGUAUGAGCUCAGCAAUCUGAUCAACUUGCGGUUCAGGACGUUUCCAUAUCACAGUGACCUCAUUUUCUACCUCAGCCCACAUGGCUACAGGCUCAGAAAAGCAUGCUCGGUGACUCACAAUCACACUAGGGAAGUCAUAAGAAAAAGGAAAGAAGCACUAAAGGAAGAGAAGGAGCUGGACCGCAUACAGGCAAAGAGAAACUUGGACUUCCUGGACAUCCUUCUCUUGGCAAGAGAUGAGAACCAGCAGGGUCUCUCAGAUGAAGACAUACGAGCAGAAGUGGACACCUUCAUGUUUGAGGGCCAUGACACCACAGCCAGUGGCCUCUCUUUCAUCUUCUACAAUCUGGCCGCCCACCCAGAGCACCAGAAGAUGUGCAGGGAAGAGAUCAUGCAAGCCUUAGACGGCAAGGACACCAUGGCGUGGGAGGAUCUAAGUAAGAUUCCAUACACUACAAUGUGCAUAAAAGAAUCACUCCGUCUGUACCCACCUGUGCCAGGAAUGAACAGAAAAAUCACCAAGCCCAUUACCUUUUGUGAUGGAAGGACUUUGCCAGCAGGAAGUUUUGUUGGAACAAGUGUGUAUGGGGUUCACAGGAAUGCAGCAGUCUGGGAAAACCCUGAUGUCUUUGACCCGCUGCGUUUCCUGCCAGAGAAUGCUUCCAGGAGGUCACCUCAUGCUUUUGUGCCCUUCUCUGCUGGGCCAAGAAACUGCAUUGGCCAGAAUUUUGCCAUGAAUGAGUUAAAAGUGGCGACUGCCCUGACACUGAAGAGAUACGAGCUGAUAGAGGACCCCACUUGUAAACCCAAGAUCAUUCCCAGACUGGUGCUGCGCUCACUCAACGGCAUCCACAUCAAGAUCAGAUCUGUCGAGCCAAACAUGUAAAGGGAGGCCUACAGGGAAUGCUGUUAACCUGGAAAAUAUAUCAGUAAUGGGAAAAUUUGAGUACUUUCACUGACAAUAUUUCACGCUGUCAUAGAAUCACAAAUACUGAUGAUAUUAUAUUGAGUGACUUGCUGAUAAAGAAGUUGCAUUUGUAUUGCACUUAAGAUCAUGUUCUCACAUUUAAAAAGGGUUUUCAUGAAACUGAAAAAUUUCUGCACUUUAUACUUUAACAGGUAACAGUUGCACUAAAUCUGUUUCUAAUAAAUAAGAAAUGUUUGGGGGAAAAAAUAUUUUCCUGCAUUCAUUUGUAAAUAAAUGAUCAAAUAUGACGUA